Molecule: messenger RNA, 3458 nt
Organism: Pangasianodon hypophthalmus (striped catfish)
Lineage: Eukaryota; Metazoa; Chordata; Actinopteri; Siluriformes; Pangasiidae
Gene: lamtor1
Product: late endosomal/lysosomal adaptor, MAPK and MTOR activator 1
Exons: 5
Coding region: 155-634 (159 amino acids)
Biological process (GO): endosomal transport; regulation of receptor recycling; positive regulation of TOR signaling
Cellular component (GO): late endosome membrane; membrane raft; Ragulator complex
Molecular function (GO): molecular adaptor activity; guanyl-nucleotide exchange factor activity
Source: RefSeq, a predicted model, not a curated record
ACACUCCUUAACACGAACAGAAACACCAGAGAGCACACACAGAACAGUUUGGAUUUUUUAAAAAUAAUAAUAUAUAUAUUUUAGAGGGUUUAAAUUCCCUCGUAUAUAAAAGUGAAGAGGGAGAAAGCGGAAGUGCGACUGAGCUCGAGCUGCAAUGGGGUGCUGUUACAGCAGCGAGAGCGAAACAGCUGAACAGGAUGGAGACGAGCGCAAACCGCUGAUUCCGCACCCGAACCCGGACAGCAAACCGCCAAACGGGACGGAGCGGAACCCGGCCAACAUCUCGUCCACACGCACAGACGAGCAGGCCCUGCUGUCAAUCAUCAACAAGACCGCGCAGAACAUUAUCGAUGUAUCGGCUGCAGACUCACAGGGAAUGGAGCAACAUGAGUACAUGGACAAAGCCAGGCAAUACAGCACGAAGCUGGCGGUGUUGAGCAGUACUCUGAGUCAAAAGAAGCCGCCUCCUCUUCCCUCCCUCACCUCCCAACCUCACCAAGUGCUCGCCAGUGACCUAGUGCCCUACUCCGAUAUCCAGCAGGUGUGUAAGGUGGCGGCUUACGCCUACAGUGCCAUCUCGCAGAUCAAGGUGGACGCCAAAGAAGAGCUGGUGGUGCAGUUCGCUAUCCCAUGAUCCUUUUCUCUAUAGCUCUCUCUCUCUCUCUCUCUCUCUCUCUCUCUCUCUCUCUCACCCUCCUCAUGCCCAUUUUUCACCUAACUAAUCAAACACAGGGAUGACAAGCUCCGCCUCUCGCUUGUCCCUCGUCCAAUCAGACACACUGGUUCCUCCUGAGAAUGCUAAAACCUAGUUCGGUUGUCCCUCGCCCUGUCGGAGAUGUUUUUUUUUUUUUUUUUUCUUCUCUCCAGCUAAUGUAAAUAACGAAAUGUUUGCAAUCCACUCUGUCAGGGUUCAGUGAAGUUAGAAUUGCAACGCUUCCCUUCAUCAUCAUGUUUGUUAACGAUUCCAACCAAUCAAGCACAGGGAUGAGAGCUCCGUCUCCAGCUGUCCAAUCAGAGGCUUCGUCCCGCCCAACACUGUGUGCAUGAAGGCUGAAAGUUUAAGAAAAAAGCUGCGCUGUCAUUUCAUCCAGUUCCCCAUGACGCUGUGUAUAUGAAAGGCUGAUGCUAUGAGCCUAAUCCUCGGCUGUAUUGCUUCGUCCAAUCAGACGCACAAAUUUUCCCUAAGACUCCCCGUGCUAAAGCUAAAAGCCAAAUGUCCCUGCUGUCUUUUCAGUCACUCGGAUUUGGUAAGAAAUAUAACAGGAACUCGACCCACAGCUGCUUCUCUGUUAACUUUUCAUAAACCCACCAGGUCUAAAGCACUGAUGGUUUGUUUGUUCGUUCGUCUGUGUGUAUGUGUGUGGUGCGAAGGUUGCCAUUUGAGCGUAUUUUCUUCCUGAAAAGCUGCACUCCAUUUUGUUCGUUUGGAGUUAGACAAUUAUGAUAUGGUUCAUAACUUAAUCACAGUUGCUCAUCACCUCCUGUGAUGUCAUCUCCAUGCCUUUAUUAGAAUUUUUCGUUCCCAUUUUGGUCACCUGCCGGUUCCCACCGACCUCCCCGGUCGUACGACAGCUCCCAACCCGAGAAGGUGAAAGCUAACACGAGCAUAACGCACUCGGAGGAAAGUGCUGUCUGCCCUCUUCUGCAUACAUGAGCUCACCCUGAUUGGCUAGUAACACUGUGACUGACAGGGGAAAGAGUAUGCCUUCCCUCUCACCAAGAACACACCACCAGUUUUGCUCCCUUGACUCCCGGUCAUAGAUAGCUGUGGGGGUUUGAACUCGUGAACUCCUGACGAUUGGGCGAACACUUUUCUGUUGUGUCUCUUGAGAACCCUUUAUAGCCCUUUAUGAUGUUCUGAUGAGGGUAGAGUGACAUCAUAAUGCGGCCACAAGCCAGACUGGGAGCAAAUCAGUAGACAUUUCUGAUAUCACUCUACCUUCAUUAGCAUAUUCUAAUAGACUAUGAAUAUUCAUAAGUCAGAACUGAAAAAAAGCUGACUCUUAAACCAAGUAAUGUCGGCAAUGUGCAUUUUUUGAAUAUUCAUGACUCAGAAUUGAUUGGUUGUAAAGUUGAAACAGUUGGGUGAAGCAGAGGCUGUGAAUUUGGGCGGAGCGACAACACGACGAGGGUGGAGUUUACUAAUGAAUAUUCAUGAGACAAACAAUGGGAAACCGGUCAUUCAUUACGCAUUCGCUUGGUUGAUGCUUUGCCGUACAUAUUUUGGGUUUCGAACAAAUGGAAAGGGAGUAAAGGCCACAACAAGAGAGGGCAGGGCCAUAUUCACGAAUGUUAAUGAGUUAGGACAGAGAGGAGAUUGGAUAUUGGUUUGGCAAUUUUUUUUUUUUUUUUUUUUUUUUUUUUUUUCUUUUGGGUCACGCCUUCAUUAGCAUAUUCCCUAAGAGCGUAAGAGUAGAGGUGGAGCCUUUUCUCUGAAAGGUGAUUUGCUGCAAUGACUUUUUUUUUUGUUCGAAUUUUUUUUUCCUGACUUUCUUGUGAGCGUUUGCCAAUUUCCUGAAAUGUUUCUGGGUAAUAUGAUUAUGUUUAAUGUUCAUUUUUCUUAAUAAAUUUAAUACAAACUGUUGAACAGCAGAGAGGAGUUGGGGAGUCGUUUACAGAGAGAGGGGGCGGGGCUUAAAUUGGCUAUAUGAUGUAUAUGAUUUUCGGCAUGUGUAUGCCUUUAACAUGCAGACUGUGUGUGUGUUUAAGUGUGCAAGUGAAUGCGUGAGAGGGAAAAUAAGAUACAGUGUGUGUGCUGUUUUGCGAGGAGGACUGUGCUUUACACAACAUCGGUAGCCAAUGUUUUUAUCCAGAGUAGUGAAAGCACUUUUACCCUGCCUGAUCAGUCGAUAUUAGGCACGUGCCAAUAAUCCAUCCUAAUAUUGCGAUAACUGACUAACAUUUUAUCAUAAUUCAUAAUAUUAUUAUGAAUAAGGCUUUAGUACAUAACUCAUUAUUCCUUAGUCGUAAUGUCUUCUCUCCAGACAUAUGGAGUCCAUGGAAUAUUCUCCUCUGUGGAAUCACGGAUAACGGUGUUGAAUAUCGCAUCGUAUUUUAUUAAUGAUUAUUGGCACAUGCGUAAUUCCCAUGAAGUACAUCACUAACUGUUGGACUUCCUUUCCAUAAUCAAAACCUGUUUGUAAUUAUUUAUUUUUUUUUCCUUUUAAUGUAUUUAUGUGGGCUCCUGUGUGUGUGUGUGUGUGUGUGUGUGUAAACUUUCACCAUGUCACAAAAGGGACUGAACACGCUGUAGCAGUUGUUUGUUUAUUAUUUUGCUUUUUUUUUUUUUUUUUUUUGCUCAUGGCUCUUUUGUUCUGUUUGCUCCUGUUCGUUAUCUACAUGUGACUCACAGCGUUUGUUUUCGUAGCCUAGAACCAAAUUGUUUGAUUUAAACACUGUUAAUACCUGCAUUUUUUUUUGUUGAAGGAAAUGAAGCAUUAAAGACUUGUAUAAAGAAA